AUGCUGCUUAUAGUGUCACUAGUUUGUCUUCACCUACAGCUAUGUCAUAGUUUAGAGCCUUAUUACAAAGUGUUGAGUAAGAAGGACUUGGAUUUUACGCCCCAGGAUCCAGAUCCAAUAGCCGCCGACGAUAUAGAUCUCUCGGACGUCGCGAUCUCACCCAAGAGUUAUGACAAGUUAGUUUACUUCAGUAAGAUAUGUGCAUUAACUUACUGUAUUAAAGAUGGGACUUUAGUCGAAAACAAGACUUUUCUUGAUGGCGGGUGUCCCCAUGAGAUUGAGUUUUGUUCGGACCUUGAUGUGAAUCCGACGGCGCAAAGAACAAGAGUUGAAUUAGUGUUAGUUGCUGAAAAGGAUGAGCUUGGAACAGGUUAUGUCGCAGUUGAUCAUGGGAGAGAGGUGGUUAUGUUAGCAUUUAGAGGCUCUAGUACUCAGCAGGAUUGGUUUAGUGAUUUCCAAAUACAUCCCACUACAUAUGUUCCUGCAUCUGCUAAAAAGUACCGCAAACUUGUCAGGGAUGGGGUUAUCCCACCAUGUGAAGGUUGUAAAGUCCAUCGUGGGUUUUAUCGGUUUGCCAAGACAUUGAGUAGAGAUUUUUUGGAACGUGUAGAAAGGAUAUUUAAUCUUUAUCCCAACUAUAACUUGGUUGUCACCGGCCACUCUUUAGGUGCAGCAUUAGCCAGCUUAUGUGGUAUCGAAUUGGUUCUUCGUGGAUUCAAUCCUUUGGUACUUACGUAUGCAACGCCAAAGAUGUUUAACCAACCGUUACGUGAUUGGGUUAAUGAUAUAUUCAAUACCGAACAAAUUCAUGAAAAAUCUAUAGAGAAACAAGAGUUACAAUUGAAUCAAGGUUACUUCCGUGUAGUGCACCUGCAAGAUUAUAUACCAAUGGUUCCGCCAUUAUACUUUGUAGCAGGCUUGGAAAUUUUCAUCGAGAAACUCGAUUUCCCGCAUGAGAUUGAAGACUUGGAAUAUCGCGGAAUGGGCAAUGGGAUGUCAUGGAACAGUGAUGACGCACUUGGUGAUGGAGGCGGCAUAGAAGACCAAGGAGAAAUUGAAUCCGUUCGCAGCCGUUUAAAUGAACGGGUGGAAAAAUGGUUACAUAUGUAUGAGCAUCGUAGCUAUUUUAUUAUGAUCAACACAUGUAGUGGGUUUUAA
This is a messenger RNA of Eremothecium cymbalariae DBVPG#7215, 1158 nucleotides long. RefSeq names its product putative lipase (gene LIH1). The record is from RefSeq and is a predicted model, not a curated record. Lineage: Eukaryota; Fungi; Ascomycota; Saccharomycetes; Saccharomycetales; Saccharomycetaceae. The coding region runs from base 1 to 1158 and encodes 385 amino acids. The transcript has a single exon. Gene Ontology annotation, biological process: lipid metabolic process.